GAGGAGGAGGCAGCAUCGUUAGGGAGGAAAAACCACGUCACCCUGUCAAAAAAAAGUGCAAUGUGCACUGGAGAGAAAGUUUGAAUCCCACCAGCAACUUUCUCGCUGUGUUCCAGGGAGUUUAGUGCGAAGAUGCAGACGGGAUUCCGGUUAAACCUGAACCCUGUGAAGGAGCCUCUGGGCUUCAUCAAGCUGCUGGAGUGGUUUGCAGCUCUGUUUGCCUUUGGAUGCUGCGGUGGUUACAAUGGCAGGAAUGUAAUUUCCCUGUUUUGUGGCGGUGGAAAAAAUGAGACCCUUAAUGCCACUUUUGCAUAUCCAUUCAGGAUAAACCAAGUGCUGUUAGUUGAAGGCAAUGUCACUCUGUGUAACCACACUGUGUCUGAGACACAUCUGAUGGGAGAUUCUUCGUCCUCUGUGGAGUUUUUCGUGGCUGUGGCCGUCCUGGCAUUCCUCUACUGCAUGAUAGCUCUGUUGGUUUACGUGGGCUACAUGCAUGUAUACCGGGACUCUAACUUUGGCCCAGCAUUUGACUUUUUGGUGACAGCAGCAUUUGCUUUUCUGUGGCUGGUGUGCUCAUCGGCCUGGGCACAAGGGCUGCAGAAAGUCAAGUAUGCCACAGGCACAGAAGGCAUCAGCACCAGUCUGACGUUAUGUAGAAACGAUGUCACAUGCGAGGUCACUGAAUUUUCCAGCAUGCGCACGCUGGAUAUAUCAGUAGUGUUUGGCUUUGUGAACCUGAUCAUCUGGGGUGGUAAUGCCUGGUUUGUUUACAAGGAGACCUGCUGGCAUUCACAGAAGCGCAGCUCUCAACAGGGAACAGAGCGCGGGCGGGGCCCUGGCCCUAUCUAGUGGCAUCUCCCAGGCGAGCACAUGACCAUAUCAGCCCAUAAACUCGAUGGACCAUCUUGUUUCAGAAGUGAAUUAGAAAUCUGAGUCAUCUGUUGCAUUUUUUCUGCUCAUACUUAAAUUCAUUAAAAUAUAUAGUCAACAUGAAGUCUGUACCAGUUUUUCUAGUCUUGUGUAUAUAUAGCCUACUUAUAACCUCAGCAUAGACUUUCUUAAAUUUGCCACA
Neoarius graeffei (lesser salmon catfish) is the source of this 1072-nucleotide messenger RNA. It is a transcript of the gene sypl1, whose product is annotated as synaptophysin-like 1. The transcript is spliced from 5 exons. The record is from RefSeq and is a predicted model, not a curated record. Lineage: Eukaryota; Metazoa; Chordata; Actinopteri; Siluriformes; Ariidae. Bases 133 to 849 code for a protein of 238 amino acids. Gene Ontology annotation, cellular component: synaptic vesicle membrane; synaptic vesicle.